UGGAACUAGGCUUAGGGUACCAACCCAAAGGCUAAUUUCCAAAACUGCAAACCUGGGGGCGGGAAGCGGUCUGUUGACGUCACAGAUGCAUCACCGACGGGAUGCCCCAAAUCGCUCCGGUUCUCUGUAGGCGCGUUCACCGGCGCUCUGGUAUUACGUAUUUCCGGAACUUCUGCUGCACACGGAGGUUGCGUUAGGGUCUUCGGUUAAUGUGGGCAGACAACCUUGGAUUUCGACUGUUUUUGCUUUGCCACCCUCUGGCCGGACGCCAUGGGAGUGACUUGUGUGUCGCAGAUGCCUGUGGCUGAGGGCAAGAGUGUCCAGCAGACUGUGGAGCUCCUCACUCGGAAAUUGGAGAUUCUUGGGGCAGAAAAACAAGGAACAUUUUGUGUGGACUGUGAAACUUACCAUACAGCUGCGUCUACCCUUGGCAGCCAAGGUCAGGCUGGGAAGCUGAUGUAUGUGAUGCACAACUCAGAGUACCCAUUGAGCUGUUUUGCCCUCUUCGAAAAUGGCCCGUGCCUUAUUGCCGAUACCAACUUUGAUGUGCUCAUGGUGAAGCUUAAGGGCUUUUUCCAGAGUGCUAAGGCCAGCAAGAUUGAGACUCGGGGCACCCGUUACCAGUACUGUGACUUCCUGGUGAAGGUGGGCACAGUCACAAUGGGGCCCAGUGCCCGGGGCAUCUCUGUGGAGGUGGAGUAUGGUCCCUGUGUGGUAGCUAGUGACUGCUGGAGCCUGCUGCUCGAGUUCCUACAGAGUUUUCUUGGCAGCCACACUCCAGGAGCUCCUGCAGUAUUUGGGAACAGACAUGAUGCCAUCUAUGGCCCAGCAGAUACCAUGGUCCAGUACAUGGAACUCUUCAACAAGAUCCGCAAGCAGCAGCAGGUUCCAGUGGCUGGGAUUCGUUAGUGACUGGCAGCUGCCAGCUAAGCUCUGUCACCAGGGAUACUCCAGAGGAGGAGCAGGUGCCGUACUCUCAGGUUCCUGGACCCCAGAAAUUCUGUGUAGAAGUGGAGGCUACUUUCUUAUUUCCAGUUCCUAGCUGUGGCUUUUGUUCGGGGGCUCUGUACUCUUUGUCCCUUGACCCUCACACACAGCCCCCUAACAGCUGUUUUACACAUGCCUUACUGGAUUUGACCUGUCUUCAAGAAUGGUAAUUAUGAAGAAUGGAGAAGUUUGGACCUUUCCUGCUUUAGGGAAAAAGGUAGGACAGGGGUGUCCCUGCCUAAUGUCGGCAGGGAAAACCAUUUGCAUCCUCAGCUAUUGAGGGCUUGGCCUAGGCCUGCAAUGGACAAGCUAUGUUUUGUGUUAAGGUUGUGCCGUAAUAAAAGCCUCUUCCUCCACUCAGGGUGUGGCUGGCCUCUAUCCUGUAGAUGGAGUGGGAGACUUGUUUGAUUAUCAUUUUCUGACCUGUUUACUAAAGUGAUCUGUGAAUUGACUUUCUUUGGGUAUUGCCUGAAUCCUUUGAACUCUCCUGAUGUUUUUCGCUUCUGUUGUGAAUUCUGUUAAGCUGUAAGCAGAACUACUGUAACAGAGAACCAAAAGUACGGGGGCUCUUACUAGAUAAAAGUUGAUUUUCUCUCAUCUAAUAGUACAGAGGUACUCAGUCUAGAGCAGAUUUAACUCUACAAGGUCAUUAGAAAUUUGGUUUCCUUCUGUCCUGUUAGUCAGCCAUUCCCAAUAUGUUGUCCUUACCCACAAGGUUAAAGCAGACUCAUCAGCUCCAUGUCUUCAUUCCACUGGGGGAGAGGAGAAAGGAGGGGGAUAAUAGGAGGGGAGGAAGAGCCAGAAAAAGACAUCACUGUGGCUGGCAUACUUUGCUGAUAGAGAUGCUGGGGCAGAGCCGCUUAUCUGGGCAGUCAUAUGCCCAGUUUAAACUCAGGAGGUUCUAUGACUUAAAGGAUUUGGAGAAUAUGGAUGCAAGGUCCCAGUUAGUGGCCUCUGCUACGUGGAGCUCAAAGGACACUCCCAGCAAUGCUGUUGGCUGUUAUUUUGCAGUUAAUACCCUCUGUAACUAAGGUAUGUGUUUAUGAGCUGUCUUGGGAUUAGGGCUGGUCCCAGAGUUACUUUGAACUCAGUUGGAUUAAUCAUACUGGGAAAUCAAUUCCUUAUCUAAGUCUCAGCAUUGAGGCCUCUUCAGUUCUCAUGUACCGAGAGCUUAAAACAGUUGAUCUGGUACUUGCCCCCUGCUUCAUGGUUUCCUGAGCUCUUUCUUUUUCUCUUGUUUGAGCAUCCAAGCUACUCAUUUGACCACACUGCCUGCCUACCCAACUUCUGCUACAGGAAUAUUUAGCCAGGCUAAAGUUGAAAUACACAGAGAUGGUCUUAGGAAAAUGGGUAACAUAUAGUAUAGUGUUAUCAAGGAUACUUACUCUGCCUUACUGAAGGCAUCCAAAGAGACAUUUUGAGAUCUAAGUGCUCAGAUCUAAAGCCUGUGCAACAGGAGUCAGGUAUUUGUCAUGUUUCCUGUCCAGCUUUGGUGGCAGGAAGCUCAGUUCAACUUCAUAACUAUAGGACCUGUCAUCUGUGUUUUUCAUUCUAACGUCCCCAUUUUUGUUGUUGCUUAUUUUGUUUUUGCUUUUUUAUAUUAUGGUAUGUUUUAGAUAUCAUUUACAACAAUAAAAUGGACAAAUCUUAUGU
Messenger RNA from Nycticebus coucang (slow loris), 2640 nucleotides. RefSeq names its product mediator complex subunit 20 (gene MED20). NCBI's taxonomy places the organism in Eukaryota, Metazoa, Chordata, Mammalia, Primates, Lorisidae. Gene Ontology annotation, biological process: regulation of transcription by RNA polymerase II. The coding region runs from base 271 to 909 and encodes 212 amino acids. The record is from RefSeq and is a predicted model, not a curated record. The transcript has 4 exons. Gene Ontology annotation, molecular function: transcription coactivator activity. Gene Ontology annotation, cellular component: mediator complex.